GCGGACGGACCGAGUCCCGCUCAGACGCACAGCUCCCUGCCCUGACAGACGGACUCCAGCACCCCCCGUGGGACUCACUACUGCCCGCUCCCCUCCCCCAGUCCGCGGUGCAGGUGGACACCCCCCCCCCGCCGACCCCUUGGCUUUCAUCAUGGGGGACAUGAAAACCCCAGACUUCGAUGACCUUUUGGCUGCUUUUGACAUCCCAGACCCAACUAGCCUUGAUGCCAAGGAGACCAUACAGUCAACUGGUGAAGAGAACGAAAAUCACUUAAAGCCAUCAGGAAUUUGUAUAGAUGAAAAUGUGUCCUUGUCCCACUCAGUGCCGGCUCCUGAUAUCCCUGUAGUGAGUGUUAUUGUGAAGAACACAAGUCGUCAGGAGUCCUUUGAAGCAGAGAAGGAGGGCAAUCCCCUUGGAGCUGGUCUGUUACACAAUGGGUUCCGUGGGUCUGAUCUGCCAUCAGAGGCUCACAACUUAGUGCACAAUUUUGGGAAAUUUGAUUCUGCUUUUAUUAAUGGUGAUAGUUUGAAAAACUAUUCUGAAAAACUGGACCAAUCAAAGUCAGAACCUUUACCCACAUUCAGUCAGUUCAGCCCUAUCUCCAGCCCUGAACCGGAGGAUGCUUUCAAAGAAAACAGUAUUGAUGAUAAUAAACCAAAACAUGCCCAAACUCCAUAUUUCCCACCAACUCCAAUGUAUAUUCCAUCUGCGGCUUCAGUUCUAGAUUCACUUAGGAAGGUACCAGAGCCAGAAUUGAGUAUGUUUGAUCAAUAUUGUAAAAAAGAACAAAAGAUGGAGAUUCAUAGCCAGCAAGAAAAUAGGCUGGAAUUGAGCAGAAAAGAACAAGACAGAGUAGCAGAGAAGUUAGUAGAAUCCAGCAAAGAUCUAGUGGAUACCAACAACUUCCUUGGAGAAGGCUUGGCAUUUGGAAGCUUCCACAACAAUAACUUGAAGGAAAGCAGAGAGUCUAUGCCUGAGGUGAACUUUUCUUCAUCAAUCCCACCUCGCCAACGUCUAAAGCCAGCUCACUCAAAAUUGUCAUCUUGUGUUGCUGCAUUAGUGGCUCUUCAGGCCAAAAAAGUUGCAUGUAUUCCAAAAGAAGAUCAAACAAGUCUUACAAAAGAACCUUCUGGCCACUUUAAGGAUGGCAUGAAAGGAAGCCCCAAAAUGCCCAAGUCACCAAAGAGCCCAAGAAGCCCCCUAGAGGUAGUAAAAAAGACCAACAAGCAGCCUGAGAGUCCUCGGAGUGUGUGCAGUGAUAGUAGUGGAAAAGGCUCUCCCUCCGUGGCAGCUGGCUCUCCGCCGGCUAUUCCCAAAGUUAGAAUAAAAACUAUUAAGAUGUCUUCUGGUGAAAUUAAAAGAACUGUAACUAGAAUCUUGCCAGAAGCUGAAGAGUUGGGCAAAUCUCCUGAGGAGUCAUCUGCAGAAGGUUCGGCCACAGAAGAGUUUACUAAGUCCUUCCCUUCACCUGAUACUAGUGCAGUCAUGGAAAAUGAGGCAAGCAAGAGUUCCACCAAAAACGCAGCUGCCACAGCUAUUCAAGUGUCAAAUGUUGCGAGUCCCUGUAUAGAUGAUAUGAAAACAGAGAUUACUGACAACAGCACACCCAAAGUGUCUUCAUCUCCACUGCCAAACUGUGGCAGUGAUGCCAUAAAAAUAGGUAAUGUAGGACAGCAGCCCAACAAGAGGCAGCAUCAGGAUGCUGUGACGCAACCAUCUAACCCCACCACUUCCAGCCUCCUUCCCAAAGCCGUACAUCUAGCAAAUCUCAAUUUAGUUCCACAUAGUGUUGCUGCUUCUGUCACAGCAAAAUCAUCUGUGCAAAGGCGAAGUAAGCCUCAGCUAACCCAAAUGUCAGUGCCACUGGUGCAUCAAGUAAAGAAAGCUGCUCCUGUAAUUGUGGAGGAAUUUAAUAAAGUACUAAACAGUAACAAUCUUGUGUCAGUGUAUUCUCCAAACCUCAGCCCACCACCUGACAGUAAUAUUCAGUUACCUGCAUCUGGGUAUUGUUGCCUGGAAUGUGGAGAUUCAUUUGCCUUAGAAAAAAGCUUAACUCAACACUAUAGUAGGCGAAGUGUCCACAUUGAAGUCAUGUGUACUCAGUGUUCAACUCUGCUGCUGUUCUUUAACAAGUGUAGUUUGCUUAAACAUGCGAGAGAGCACAAGAGCAAAGGAUUGAUUAUGCAAUGUUCUCAGCUGUUAAUGAAACCAAUUUCCUUAGAUGAAAUGUUUUCAGCUUCUACAAACUCUUCAGUGUCUUUGGCCUCUCAGACUUUGCAUUUCCCAGCUCCUUCAUGUAAACCCAGUGCUACAUCAGGAAGUGGGACAGGAACCUCUAUCAACACUCACCCAGCCAUGCCUCUGUAUGCAGACCCAUUGAGACUAAUCCGUCAUGGACUAAAGUGUCUCGAAUGUAACAAGCAGGCACAGGAUUAUGUUGCUCUAGCUGCACACUUCCAGAGAACCUCGGAAGAUAAUGAGGGACUGGAGAAAAGCACUAUCAAGUGUGAAAUACGAGUUUACCAUGAGAGGGUUCAUCUCCUACCCAACAAAAGAAGGCCUAUUGAUAUCAGACAAGCCGUGGUGGAAUUUCUGUGGAUGAAAGACUUUGUUUACUUCCCCCCGCACCCAGGAAGUGGAGUCAUGCACAAACCCUCAUCCCAUCAGCUUGAGCUCUGGACUUGUCAAGUGUGCCAGAUGAUGCUGCCUAACCAGUGCUGCUACUGUGCUCAUCAAAGAAUCCAUACUCACAAGUCCCCUUACUGCUGCCCAGAGUGCGGGACACUGUGCCGAUCAGCCCAUUUCCAAACCCAUGUCAAGGAGAAUUGCCUACAUUACUCUCGCAAAGUUGGAUACAGGUGUAUCCACUGUGGAGUUGUCUUUAUGUCACUAGCUAUGCUGAAAGUGCACAUUCACGAGAAACACUGCGAAGUCUUCCACAAAUGUUCUUUUUGUCCAAUGGCUUUCAAAUCUGCAGACAGUACCACUGCCCAUAUUACUAGCCAGCAUCCAGAAGAGCCUCACAAGACUACUCAGGUUAUCUACAAAUGCUCUUGUGAGACUGUCUUUAACAAGAAGAAGCUGCUCCAGGAGCACUUCCAACAGAAUGCCAACAAGCUGUUGGUGGGAGUAUUUAAGUGUCCGCAGUGUCAAUUAGUGUAUAUGCAGAAACAGCAAUUAAUGCAGCAUGUCAAGGCUGUUCAUGGGGUCCCCCCAUAUCCUGAGGAUGUCUCUAACCUUCGACAGAAGCCUCAGACAACAUCCAGCAGCCAAGUUCUUGCACCACCAAAGGAGUUGUCAGUACCCAAUGGUACUUCCCAUACUACUUUGCCAAGGAAGGACACAAGAGUGGAAAACAACUCAGAAUCAAAACCCAUCUUGAAAAGUGUUGGUUGGACUUGUAGGGAGUGUUCACAAUGGAACCCUGAUCGGGAGAACUAUGUGUCCCAUAUGAAGAAAAGCCACGGAAAGUCUGUGAAGAGAUAUCCCUGUCGGCAGUGUGAGCAUUCGUUCAAUGACUUCAGCAGUCUGGGCAGACACAUUCGCAAUAACCAUGAUACAGCAAAGAAAGUUUACACUUGCUGGUUCUGCACGGAUGAAAAUCGGACAUUUCCUCAGCCUUCCAUGCUGGAGAAUCACAUCAGCCUCAUGCAUGGCAUCAAAAACCCAGACCUGUCCCAGAUGUCCAAAGCAAAAGCUCCAGAGUGUGACUCAACAAAAGCAAAAUCUCCAAAGAGAGUGUCUGCAGAUGCUCCAGGACAGAUGGAAACCACUGAAGUUCCACCAGCCAAAAAACUGAAGGCACAUUGGAAAUGUGCUAAAUGUGGAUUUGCAACAGAUAUCAGUACUGAAUUUCAGGAACACAUACCUCAGCACAAGGCGGACAACUCCACUUCUCAAUGCUUGCUCUGUGGCUUGUGUUAUACAUCUCACAUCUCUCUGAACAGGCACCUGUUUAUUGUUCAUAAAGUAAAAGAUCCAGUAGAGGAGGAGGAGGAGGAGGAAGAGGAAAGGGAAAAGUUACAGACAGAGACAAAUGAGAAUGGACAUGAAGAGUAUAAUAGAGAGACGAACACUACAGUGGAAGGAGAAGAAAAUAGUUUGAAAUGCAAAAAGUGCAAGAGUGACUCAGUGCUUUGUGCACACAGUCAGAGGUGUGGCGUGGAGGAUUCCAGUAGCAAUUCUCACAACAAUCAUUCAAAUGCUACUAAGAUUUAAGAAAAGAAAAUUUUUUACUCAAAAUAUUGGGUGGGAAUCAAGCUGAUCUUUGAAAUAUCCUGUUUAUUUCUUGAGCUGGACUGUGCUUUCCAUUAACUUUUCUAAUUUGUAAGGGAAAUAAAAACUGCUUCCACCUCCACAGCACUGAAUCUCUGCCAGAUCAGAGGUGAAAAGAGAAAGCAGGACAAGAAUCCCUGCUGGAACUUGUCUAACUCCUAAGGAUGUAGGAGCACUUUCCGAAGCUGCAGUUUUCUUUCUGAAAAUGAGCUCUCUUCCUUGAGUAUGCACUGCCUUUGCCUGGAGCUCUAGCCUUGCCUCCUUUCUUUUAGUUUUAUUUCUAGUAUUUAAAUUCCCCUUCCAACCUUCUGCUUUAUCAUUCAAAUCCAUAAGACUAUGUGUCAACCAAAUACACUUGUCAGGACAGUACAAACCUACGUUAAAUACUCUUCCAUCAUGCAGCAGAUGCAAACCACAGCUUUUUCAUUGCCCUAGAACAGGGAUGGACAAACUUUUUGGCCCGAGGGUCACAUCUGGGUAUGGAAAUUGUAGGGCAGGCCAUGAAUGCUCACAAAAUUGGGGGUUGGGGUACGGGAGGGCUCCAGCUCGGGUGUGGGCUUUGGAGUGGGGCUAGGGAUGAGGGGUUGGGGGUGAAGGAGGGUGCUCUGGGCUGGGACCUAGGGGUUCAGAGGGCGGCAGGGGGAUCAUUGCUGAAGCAGGGGCUUGGGGCAUGGGAGGGAGUCAGAGUGGCAGGCUCUGGGUGGUACUUACCUCAAGCAGCUCCCAGAAACAGCAGCAUGUCCCCGCUCCAGCUCUUAUGGGGAGGUGCGGCCAGGCAGUUCUGUGUGCUGCCCUAUCCACAGGUGCUGUCCCUGCAGCUCCCAUUGGCUGUCGUUCCUGGCCAAUGGGAGCUGUGGGGUGUGACACUUUGGGUGGGGGCAGCAUACGGAGCCCUCUGACUGCCCCUAUGCAUAGGAGCCGGAGUAGGGAUAUGCCGCUGCUUCCGGGAGCCAUGCAGAGUGGAGCAAGACCCUGAGCUCUGCUCCCCAGCUGGAGCACCAGGGCAGGGCAAGCCCCAGACCCCACUUGCUGGCGGGAGCUCAAGGGCUGGAUUAAAACGUCUGGAGGGCCGGAUGUGGCCCCCAGGCCAUAGUUUGCCCACCUUUGCCCUAGAAAUAUGCCAGGUUCAUCUUCUAGUCUUUCCCUGAAUGUUACUGAAUCAAGUUGUGUUAUAAAUUUAAAUCACCAUAGAAGAGAUGUAUUGUGCAACCUCAGUUAUCUUUUUAAUUGUUUAUAUAAGUAUUGCUAAAUCAUCUAUAUUUGUAAGUGAUUUACAAAGCACAAGAUCUCACACAGCAACAAGGGCCAUCUACACUGGGGAGUUAAAGAUACCAAUGUAGCUGCAUUGCUGCAAACCCUGCUGAAGACAGAGCCAAUAUAAGAUUCAGUUAGCACCUGUGCAGUUUGUCCCAGUUUCAGACAAGAAUAAUCUGCACAGUGCAUAUUGCAGCACAUAAGAGCUUUCCUUGUCUGCACUAGGGAGGAUGCACCAGUACUUCAGGGACAGCUGAAAUCCCCAGGAUAGACAAAUAUAACCUGCCUGUGGCUGUAUCAGCUGGAGUGGUACAGACUAUAUACUUUCAAUCACAGGAAUGAGAAACUCUGCAAGAGAAAUGUACUUAAUCUGCUGUAGUUUUAGCUCCUUGUUUGGAAGAAAAAGAUACUGAGGCAGAUACUGUGAUUACAGUAAGAAAAGUCAGUCUGUUAACAUCAGUAUGUAUAUCCUUCUGUGCAGCAUAUAGCUAAAUCAAUCUCAUAGCACUACUAGCAGCAGUUCUAGUAGCACGGAAUGUUCCAUACGCAUGAUCAGGCAAGGAAGAGAGUGGCAUCCAUAAAUGUUUGAACUGAGAGAGCACCAUACUGUAAUGCUUCCAAUACUCUUGCUCCUUUGAUAGCAGAUCUCCCAUCUUUACUCAAUUUUAUAAAUUACUUUGGAGACUUUUUAUUUCCAUAUAGUCAUAUUGACUCUUCACUGUUUCUGUGCUGUUUCCUUAUUUGUUCUCUUCACAUGCUUUGUGUAAUAUAAUUACUUCAGUACAGUUUUUAUGUUGAGACAAAAUCCUGCUCAUUAUUGUUCACUAUGACAUUUAAAUAAUUUAAAAACUAUUUAUCUUAUUGGAUUUGAAUUGCUUACUUUCUUGUCUUGAUGUGUUUUGAUACAAACAGUUUGGAACUCUUUGUAUUUUUUGAUACUGUGUACGUUAGCCUAGGGAAUGUUUUACAAGGUAGCCUAUGUAGAGUAACAAUAGCAGGGGUCACUCCCAAACCAUCACAUAUCUAUUUAAUCUGCAGUGGCAUUUGUGCCUUGCUAUGUUUACUUCAAACUAUUUCAAAUAAAAGCAUCCAACAACAUG
This is a messenger RNA of Dermochelys coriacea (leatherback sea turtle), 6630 nucleotides long. RefSeq names its product zinc finger protein 592 (gene ZNF592). The record is from RefSeq and is a predicted model, not a curated record. NCBI's taxonomy places the organism in Eukaryota, Metazoa, Chordata, Testudines, Dermochelyidae. The transcript has 10 exons. Bases 152 to 4219 code for a protein of 1355 amino acids.